Molecule: messenger RNA, 282 nt
Organism: Daldinia childiae
Lineage: Eukaryota; Fungi; Ascomycota; Sordariomycetes; Xylariales; Hypoxylaceae
Exons: 3
Coding region: 1-282 (93 amino acids)
Biological process (GO): protein import into mitochondrial intermembrane space
Cellular component (GO): mitochondrial intermembrane space
Molecular function (GO): zinc ion binding
Source: RefSeq, a predicted model, not a curated record
AUGUGCAAGCACGUCUUAAAUGCUCAAGUUGCGAUCCGCUCGCCAUGCUGUAAAAAAUGGUUUGACUGCGCAGAGUGCCACCACGAGCAGGAGUCGCACCAGCUGCUGCAGAGCUUGGAGAUGACGUUCGCCUGCAAGAAGUGCAAGAAGUGCUUCCGCAAGGACGCCCAGGAGUUCGAAGAGGCCGACGAAUACUGCCCCCACUGCGAUAACCACUUCGUCAUCGAUGCCGUCGUGCCGAAGCCCGCUUUAACGGUCGAAGGCGAGGAUGCGGAUGGAUAA